Salvia miltiorrhiza (redroot sage) is the source of this 504-nucleotide messenger RNA. RefSeq lists its product as uncharacterized. The transcript has a single exon. Bases 1 to 504 code for a protein of 167 amino acids. NCBI's taxonomy places the organism in Eukaryota, Viridiplantae, Streptophyta, Magnoliopsida, Lamiales, Lamiaceae. The record is from RefSeq and is a predicted model, not a curated record.
AUGAAUCAAUCCUUCUUAAUGAAGCUGGCCUGGAAGACGAUAAAGGGUGAAGAUUGGGCCCACAAAAUCUUGCGUUCUAGAUAUCUUACUGAUUUCAGCUAUGCCAAGCAGAAUAUCGCAAACUCUUCUAUCUGGUUGGGAAUGAAAGAUGAAGUGAAUGAGUUGGUGGAUGACUCUUAUGCUUGCAUUGACCGUGGUGAAUGUGUUUACUUUUGGAAAGAUGACUGGCUUGGCUAUAAGCUGGUGGAUAGGCUGAGGAUUCCGUCCUAUAUGCAUGAGUUCCUUAACUUUUCUAUGCAGGACUAUUUUCAUGACGGUGUCUGGCAUUUAACUGCUGCUUUUGUGGAUCGCUUCCCUGAUGUUGUGGCUGACAUCUUACUUCUUCCCACAAAUGGAAGUAAAGACGUUAGAUUCUGGAAACAUUCUGUUCGUGGAGAUGUUUCCGCAGCUCUUGCCUUUGAGAAAAAAUGCCAUCGUUUCCCAGAGGUGAAUUGGGGAAAGUAG